AUGGUGUUUGAAGUUCAACCCGCUGAAAGUUUCCCACCAUUUGAAAGAAUUGAUGAAAGUUUCGCCGUCACCAUAACAUUUCCAACAACUUUUCUUUUAAAUCAGCUCACACCUUUGAAAUUUUUGAAAGUAAAGAAAAAAGAACAAUUUGAGACAUCUGAAGCGAUGAAAAAUGUUGAAAUAAAAAGGAAACUGUUAAGCACUUAA
Clunio marinus is the source of this 207-nucleotide messenger RNA. The record is from the annotation of a GenBank genome assembly. NCBI's taxonomy places the organism in Eukaryota, Metazoa, Arthropoda, Insecta, Diptera, Chironomidae.